Messenger RNA from Exophiala aquamarina CBS 119918, 984 nucleotides. RefSeq lists its product as uncharacterized. Lineage: Eukaryota; Fungi; Ascomycota; Eurotiomycetes; Chaetothyriales; Herpotrichiellaceae. Gene Ontology annotation, molecular function: oxidoreductase activity. The transcript is spliced from 3 exons. The coding region runs from base 1 to 984 and encodes 327 amino acids. The record is from RefSeq and is a predicted model, not a curated record.
AUGCCUGGACUACUCCUUACCCCAGAGACAGAGUUCAAGACUCUGAAGUUCAAGAAGCUUCAUCCAACGUUUGCGGCCGAGAUCGAAGGUGUGGACUUUUCGAAGCCGAUUCCAGAGGACGUGUUCAAAGAAAUUCUCGCGGCUUCAGCGAAGUAUGGUGUGAUCGUCUUUCGGAAGACCGGCCUGGAUGAUGCAGGACACGUGGAAUUCUCACGCCGUUUCGGUGAGUUGGACGACAUUCGACCGUACAUGACGAAUGGGAGAAAGCCACGCUACGAAUUCUACGAGCUCUUCGAUGCAGGGAACAUCGAUGCCGACACGAACACAGUCUUGAGCCCGGAGAGCGCGCGUGCGCAGUACAACAAGGGAAAUGCUCUGUUCCAUGUUGACUCAUCGUUUAAUCCCCGCCGAGCGUCAUAUUCGAUUUUGAAAGCUCAUGAGCUGCCGCCACCGAACACAGGGGGGAACACAGGCUUCGCUGACAGUAGGACCGCCUUUGAAGAGCUUGAUCCUGAACUGAAGGCCAAACUUCUCGAGCACGACUAUAUUGGAGCACAUUCGCUCUAUUCGUCGCGCAAAAAGGCUGCACCUGAAUUUUUCAAAGACCUCGAUGUGACAAAGUACCCAAUGCACAAGCACCGCAUCGUGCAAAAGCAUGAGCCUUCGGGUAGAAUGAACCUAUAUGUCGCUGCCCAUAUGGAUCACGUGGUAGAUGUGCCGUCAGAAGAGUCCACAGAACUGAUGGAGAAGCUCAUGCGCCAUGUAACUCAGGACAAAUACACGUUAAGCGUACCUUGGAAUGACCCAGGGGACUUGGUGAUCUGGGACAAUACGUGUGUUUUGCACAGAGCAGAAGGGGGCUCCUUCGCUGGGAAGUACCGACGAGACUUGCGAAGAACAACUGUCCACGAUGAUAGCAGCCAAGCAUGGGGGUUGAACAAGGCAGUCGAUGAGCGACCAGGCUUUGCACUGUAUGCCUUAUGA